Malania oleifera is the source of this 786-nucleotide messenger RNA. Its product is annotated as aquaporin TIP2-1-like. Gene Ontology annotation, molecular function: water channel activity. Gene Ontology annotation, cellular component: membrane. The transcript is spliced from 3 exons. The record is from RefSeq and is a predicted model, not a curated record. Lineage: Eukaryota; Viridiplantae; Streptophyta; Magnoliopsida; Santalales; Ximeniaceae. Gene Ontology annotation, biological process: transmembrane transport; water transport. Bases 1 to 786 code for a protein of 261 amino acids.
AUGCGUGGAAUCAAAGUGUCAUCCUUCUUGAGAGCCGGAUCUUGGACGUUGGAUGUGAUUGAGCAAAUGUUCAGCCGGCCGACGCUCCGCUCCUACUUGGCCGAGUUUAUUUCCACCUUCGUCUUUGUUUUCGCCGGCGUCGGCUCUGCAACUUCCGCUGGUAAAUUGAUGGCGUCGGAUGCCACGUUAGCCGGAGCAUCUCUCGUGGCAAUUGCUUUGGCUCAUGGGUUCGCCUUGGCCGCGGCUGUGUACGUGGCUGGAGACGUCUCUGGCGGCCACAUCAAUCCAGCUGUCACAUUCGGAUUUGUCCUCGGAGGCCACAUUGGUUUACUUACGGGGAUUUGUUACUGCGGAGCUCAGUUGUUUGGAUCCACAAUGGCAUGUGUCCUCCUAAUGUUGGUCACAGCAGGGGAAGUAAUUCCUCUGCACGGGUUGGAUCCAGAAAUGACGGGUCUGCGUGGCAUGGUUACGGAAUGUAUUGCCACGUUUGCUCUCGUGUACUGUGUAUAUGGGGUAUGGGACCCAAGAAAUGGAUCUCACAGAAGUAUGGGGCCCAUUGUGAUCGGGUUUAUAUAUGGGGCAAAUAGUAUAGUGUUGGAUCCUUUCAUGGGUGGGUCGAUGAACCCGGCCCGGUCGUUUGGUCCUGCUAUCGUCACGGGUAAUUUUAGGGAUCACUGGGUGUAUUGGGUGGGGCCCCUGAUGGGAGGAGGCCUCGCCGGGUUGGUGUAUAAAAAUUUCAUGUCCCUGGCUCACGACCAAUCUCCUGCCGAUGAUGUGGUAGUCUAG